Messenger RNA from Entrophospora sp. SA101, 651 nucleotides. NCBI's taxonomy places the organism in Eukaryota, Fungi, Glomeromycota, Glomeromycetes, Entrophosporales, Entrophosporaceae. The record is from the annotation of a GenBank genome assembly.
AUGUGUAUGGAUGAAAUAUUAUUAUGUGUUUAUAAAGCACAACUUGACAGUGAUCAGACUCGUCUUCUCUUUAAUCCUCCUUGUCAACUACACGUGCAAAUGAUUCAACUCAUUUCACCCAAUCCCAAUAAUGUUGAUUCCAUAGAUAUUCCAAAAUCCCAAAACGCUUUUCUCUUAUACCGCAAAAAUUAUGCUGCAAAACAUAAAUCUCUUGAGAGUAAAAAGGAUUGGAAAACUCUCUCAAAGGAAGCUGGAAAUUCCUGGAAGAAUGAAUCGGACGAAGUAAAACUCUACAUCUUUAUAACUGCUACAGAAUUUUCUCAUAUAAGAUCAAAAGUCAUAUAUAUUCCAGCGGGAAGUAAAGCAUUGAACGCGCUUUUGGAGGAAUUUGGUGAAUUCAGAACACUUUAUGCGUUGCAGCAUAACUUCCACUCAACAUGGGGGAAGGUUAAUAUUUCUCCAAAAUCAGCACUUGAAAAUAUUCUUUUUGCGCAUGUGUAUACUUUAGAACAUCAGAAGAAAUUAAUUAUUGAACUUGCAAGGUUUGCCGAAGAAAGAUGUGCUUAUAGGCUAUUGCAAGUAAUUAAUUGUAUAAUUGCAUUGUUUCGAACUGAUUAUGCUGGUCGCAAAAAGGCAACAAACAAAGUUUGA